AUGCCGAGCUAUAUAGACUUCAUCUCUGUUUUCACCACUAAACGAACCGAUGAAGCGGAUGUUUCCGACGUGCGGUUCAGCAGCUUCCGCGAGCGUAUACGUCUUGGUGUCGAUAACAGAAGCCUGGACCUGCCACAUAUGGCGCUGUCUGGGCGCGGCUAUCAGCUAAGUUACAACCUCAAGUGUAUUUCGAACACAAAACGAGAUAAAGCGGAAGUUUGGGCGAGAGAAAAACACAACCCAGAUGACUGGGUGUGGUCCACCCGCCAAGCAGCCUUCCACCAUCAGUUUGACAUGAAAGAAGGCACAAGUCUAUGGAUUCUCACCGCUGCCCGGGGAUAUCUUCAAGAACGAGUCCAAAGAUUAGUUGGUCAAAGAGGUUCUCAAACUGCGAUCGCUUCCACCGACGAGGAUGACUUAGAGUCAAGAGAAGAGGACCGUACAUUUACCACAACCGAGAAGAGCUUCAUCGCAAGUCUAUCGGUGCAUCUGAUGAUUGCUCAAUAUGCAAGCGGUGACUGGAGAGGUCAUAUUCGAUGGCUUGAGCAGAUGCUCGAGAAAAGGACCAGAGAAGCAUUAAUUAGCGAAGACUACAACCCCCGAGAGUUCGAUCUUGUUGACGUUCAGAUCAUGGAAGAUAAGACCAACAGGGCCGCCAUGACACUUAACGCCAAUACAAAGGUGCUAGAGUCGCUGGCAACCUUUUAUCAGAAAUUGAUGAAGAACGAAGAUUUUGAGUUGCACAGUAAGCCAGACUGCAAGAAUGCCGUUGAUGAUUUCCUUGCGCAACUGCGUGACUAUGCAUACGAUAUGAGAAUGUUCUCUGAGAGAGCGGAGGGGCUUGCGAAGAUCACAGCUGACCGCAAAACACUGAUCCAAGAGCGUCUCCAAACUCUCGCAUCUGACCGAGUAAUGAACCUCACCAUCCAGCAACAAAGGGAAGCAAAGAUCAUGAGAGUAAUCGCACUAGUAACACUCAUAUAUCUGCCUGCCACCUUCGUCUCGACAUUCUUCAGCACGGAUGUCGUGAAAUACCAGCCCGACGGGGAUAACGAAGACGCCGUACCAUACACCUCAUACUCGGGGCUGGCUCUCGAACGCUGGUUUGAAGUAACAGUCCCUCUCACUAUCCUCACAUUUGUCGUUGCAGUUGGAUGGUAUUAUGGAUAUGACCAGUAA
This is a messenger RNA of Truncatella angustata, 1179 nucleotides long. RefSeq lists its product as uncharacterized. The record is from RefSeq and is a predicted model, not a curated record. NCBI's taxonomy places the organism in Eukaryota, Fungi, Ascomycota, Sordariomycetes, Amphisphaeriales, Sporocadaceae. The transcript is spliced from 5 exons. The coding region runs from base 1 to 1179 and encodes 392 amino acids.